AGUGAACCACUCGCGAAGAGCAGUUCAGCGUUUGUCCUCGUGGAAACACUCGCCGUGAUGUCGCUCUUUCCGUCGUCUUUCCUUGCCACUUUCACCGUGCUUCUUUCUGUUUCCACGUUCUCUUGUUUCUCGAACGUCGCGCGGGCCAUCGUCUCUCGAGGCUACGCGAAGGGCAGUCGAAGGUUGAUCGUUCAGGGUGUAACGAACGAAGAGAAUCAACGGGAGGAAUUCUUACCGGCGAUACCAUGCGUCAAAAGUUUCCUGUUCAAGCACGUGAGCAACGAAAACAAGACCUCCCUGGUGGUGAUAGACGACGAGGAAGACAUCAACGGCAUAAUCAAGCCGCUCGUGGCGGGCCUUCACGCUAAUUUCUCCUUCUUCAGACACAGUGCGGAGUUGGACUUCGGGGUGAAAUUCCCUUCAAACAAGCACGCAUUGAGCACGAUCAUCGUGAUGCAAAACGCCAGCAGCUUCAAGGAUAGCUAUUACGUGAUAGAUCCGUGCGAUCGUGAUUGUCCUUUUAUCGUAAUAUUGACGAGCUCGUUUCAAGACGAAGAAACGUUCCUCGAGCAGACUGCCGUUCUAACGGAGUCGAUGUGGUCGCGAAGGAUAUGCACCGCGGUUAUUCUAGGAAGAGUCGGCGAUACCGUAUUCGCCGCUGGCAGCGUAACCUUCAAACCCGACGAAAUCUGCAGCCUGUCGGUUCCAGUUAUCUUGGACGAAUGCGGGAAGAUACCGUGGAGCAAGUUGGAGAAAAUCGAACCUCCAAAGAUGGAUGAUUGCACGAUAAAGGUAGCCUACUUCAAUGAAGAUCCAUACGUCGUGGCUGAGAAUGACACUGGAAAUAACGAGCUAUGGGGAUUCGAGGGACGAUUGGCAGAGAGCCUGUUGGAGAAUCAGAUGACCUUGCGGGAAGAGGUCGCGUGGGACGAUAACAGCAGCUUCGCGGAACAGGUGAAAAUGAUCAUCAACAACAACGUCGACCUGCUCGUUGGUCGUGUUCUGCAGCAGCCCUGCGACGACAUAGAUUACUCAACCGCGUACGACAUGUUGAAGGUGGUGUGGCUGGUGCCGAGGGUGCCUAACGUGUCACUGAAAGGACUGAUCCGGCCGUUUCAACUCUACGUCUGGCUAGCGGUUGUAGGAUCCAUACUGUUUGGCAGUGUCAUCAAGAUCUUUCUGAUCCGCGAUCUGUCCUUUCUCGAGAUAUUUUCUCUGAUAAUUGGAGUGUCCACCCCUCGUCAGCCUACCAGGCCUUCCACAAAAAUUCAGUUCGUCGCGUGGAGCGUUUUCGGCCUGUUUCUUACGCAGCUCUACGUGGACUCGCUGGCGGACGAGCUGAUCAAUCUGUCGGACCUGAGGUUCGACACGAUGGACCAGCUGAUCUUGUCGUCGUCGUUCGAAAUCGGCGGAACGACCGCGUUCUCCAAGAUCUUCGAGAAGUUCGAGGAAACGGACGAGAUGUUCCAGAUCGUGCGGAGCAGGUUCGUGACGUUCAACCAGUCCGACUAUCUCGCGCAGUAUCGCGACAUACUCGAGGGGAGGAACUCCUCGUUCGCCUUGGUCAUCGUUUUGAACUCGUCGCGCAGCGACGUGAUCGAGACGAAUCACGCGUACACCAUGACCACGGACGUGAUAUGCAGUUUCCCCCUGGGUUUCGCCACUUGGAAAGGGUUCCCCAACAUGAAGUACGUCGACAACGAUAUUCACAAUCUCAUCGACUUCGGGAUUUUCGAUUACAUGAUAAACCUCGCCUUGGCGAAGAACAAAUACUUGGUGUUGUCGCAAACUGCGCAGGAGGCAGAGUACAAGACGGAGCUACACAUGCGCCACUUCGUCCCGGCGUUCCUUUUAGUCGCCAUUGGCUACUCCAGUGCUCUGCUCCUCUUCAUCCUCGAGGUCGUGCUCUAUCCCUCCAAGCUUCUCGAGUAGUUU
Molecule: messenger RNA, 1935 nt
Organism: Frieseomelitta varia
Lineage: Eukaryota; Metazoa; Arthropoda; Insecta; Hymenoptera; Apidae
Exons: 1
Coding region: 58-1932 (624 amino acids)
Source: RefSeq, a predicted model, not a curated record